CAAUUUCUCUAGACAACCUUUAAAAAAAAAAUUAAGAAAAAAAAAGACGAUUGUUGCUUUAUUUUGAUAUUCCGACUCCGUGUACUAGAUCGGUUCUCACUCCGGAGUAGCAAGAGAUGGAUUCAUCGUCAUCAGCACUGCUAUACAGCCAUCUCAAGGCUGCAGAUCCCUUUUUCUUAAUGGCUGGUCCAAAUGUGAUUGAAUCUGAAGGCCAUGUCAUGCGAAUGGCUGCUCGCAUAAAGGCUGUCGCCUCAAAAGUUGGGUUGCCCCUGGUGUUUAAGUCAAGCUUUGACAAAGCUAACCGAACAUCAUCAAAAUCAUUUCGGGGUCCAGGCUUGACUGAAGGUUUAAAGAUCCUUGAGAAGGUUAAAUUAGCGUAUGACUUACCUAUAAUUACCGAUGUUCAUGAAGCUUCUCAGUGUGAAGCAGUUGGCAAAGUUGCAGAUAUUAUUCAAAUUCCCGCAUUUCUGUGUCGUCAGACAGAUCUCCUAGUUGCAGCAGCCAAGACUGGGAAAAUUAUCAAUGUCAAGAAGGGCCAGUUUUGUGCUCCUUCUGUCAUGGAAAAUUCUGUUGAGAAGAUUAGACUGGCUGGAAAUUCAAAUGUGAUGGUCUGUGAGAGGGGAACUAUGUUUGGAUACAAUGAUUUAAUUGUUGAUCCACGCAACUUGGAGUGGAUGAGAGAAGCUAAUUGUCCUGUUGUUGCUGAUGUUACACAUUCACUGCAACAGCCUGCUGGGAGAAAGUUGGCUGGUGGAGGUGUUGCAAGCGGUGGUCUUCGUGAAUUGAUACCAUGCAUUGCAAGGACAGCUGUUGCUGUUGGUGUUGAUGGAGUUUUCAUGGAGGUGCACGAUGAUCCUUUGAAUGCGCCGGUUGAUGGUCCAACUCAAUGGCCCUUGCGCCAUUUGGAGGAACUUCUUGAAGAGCUUGUGGCAAUUGCAAGGGUGAGCAAGGGGAAGCAACCCUUCAAUAUUGAUCUUACACCAUAUCGUGAUUGAAGAUUAACGAGGCCACUUUCUGUGGUAAGAAAGUGAAUUAAUGUCAAAUUAUUGUUCAUGCCAUGUUUUGCAUUUUAUGUAUUUUAUAUAAAUAUCACACUAGAUAUUUUUUUAAUUUAAUUUUGUAAUUUUUUUUUCUUUUCUAAAAUGAAUUCUGCUGUACCAUUUUGUCUCGUUAUUUCCCAUCAUGCAAUGGAUUUACAAAACUUCAGGACUUGAUAAUUAUGAGAAGGAUUGUGCCAAUUAGACACUCCUAAUUUAACUGAACUAUAAGAAUCCUUCAGUCGUUGCUCCUCUUUGUAUAUUUUACCUUAACGUUUCAAAUUUUCUUUGUGAAAUGUAAUGGCUUUUGAAGUUGAUGCUUUGAAUUUU
Messenger RNA from Humulus lupulus (European hop), 1367 nucleotides. RefSeq names its product 2-dehydro-3-deoxyphosphooctonate aldolase. The coding region runs from base 117 to 995 and encodes 292 amino acids. The record is from RefSeq and is a predicted model, not a curated record. The transcript is spliced from 13 exons. Gene Ontology annotation, molecular function: 3-deoxy-8-phosphooctulonate synthase activity. Lineage: Eukaryota; Viridiplantae; Streptophyta; Magnoliopsida; Rosales; Cannabaceae. Gene Ontology annotation, biological process: monosaccharide biosynthetic process. Gene Ontology annotation, cellular component: cytoplasm; cytosol.